AUGUCAGACAUGGAAUCACUGGGAGAGGCAGCAGGUUUGUUUGAGGAGCCAGAAGACUUUCUUCCUCCUCCACCAAAACCUCAUUUUGCGGAAUAUAAAAGGUCACAUAUCACUAAAGAGUCCAAAUCAGAUGUUAAAGACAUCAAACUUCGCCUUGUUGGGACGUCUCCACUUUGGGGCCAUCUCUUGUGGAAUGCAGGGAUAUAUACGGCAAAUCAUUUGGAUUCUCACCCAGAAUUAAUAAAGGGGAGAACUGUUUUGGAAUUGGGUGCCGCAGCGGCUUUACCCUCCGUCAUUUGCGCUUUAAAUGGGGCUCAAAUGGUAGUUUCAACUGAUUAUCCUGAUCCUGAUUUAAUGGAAAAUAUAGAUUACAAUAUAAAGUCUAACGUUCCUGAAGUGUUUAAUAACGUCAGUACAGAGGGAUAUAUUUGGGGGAAUGAUUAUUCUUCAUUGUUGGCUCAUAUCAAAAAAAUAGAUAGCAACAAUGGAAAGUUCGACUUAAUCAUUUUAAGUGAUUUAGUCUUCAACCAUACGGAGCAUCAUAAAUUACUUCAAACGACAAAGGAUUUAUUAGCUGACAAAGGUAAGGCGUUGGUAGUAUUUUCUCCACAUAGACCAAAAUUGUUGGAGAAGGAUUUGGAAUUCUUCCAAUUAGCUAAGGACGAGUUCCAUUUGGUUCCUCAACUAAUCGAAAUGGUCAAUUGGAAACCGAUGUUUGACGAAGAUGAAGAAACAAUCGAAAUCAGAUCUCGUGUUUAUGCAUACUAUUUAACACAUGAAGAUUAA
Molecule: messenger RNA, 786 nt
Organism: Saccharomyces paradoxus
Lineage: Eukaryota; Fungi; Ascomycota; Saccharomycetes; Saccharomycetales; Saccharomycetaceae
Gene: NNT1
Product: S-adenosylmethionine-dependent methyltransferase
Exons: 1
Coding region: 1-786 (261 amino acids)
Biological process (GO): peptidyl-lysine dimethylation
Molecular function (GO): protein-lysine N-methyltransferase activity
Source: RefSeq, a predicted model, not a curated record